Molecule: messenger RNA, 1869 nt
Organism: Knipowitschia caucasica
Lineage: Eukaryota; Metazoa; Chordata; Actinopteri; Gobiiformes; Gobiidae
Source: the annotation of a GenBank genome assembly
AUGCGGACAGUGGGCAGCUCCGGGGGCUCCGGGGGCUCUCUGGGGCUCGUGUCCCUCGCGGUGGUCCUUCUCUGGGUUCUGGAUGUGCGCUCGGAGCUGGUCACGGAGGUCCAGGAACCGCUGAGGACAGAGUCGUCUCUGCAGAAGCCGAAAGUGAUGGUCGCUAUUGUGGCCAGGAACGCAGAGCACAGUCUGCCGCACACGCUGGGCUGCAUCGAGAAGCUGCACUACCCCAAGGAGCGCAUCGCCAUAUGGGCAGCGACAGAUCACAACAUGGACAACACCACGGCCAUGCUGAGAGAGUGGCUGAAGAAAGCACAAAGCCUUUAUCACUAUGUGGAGUGGAGGCCCAUGGAGGAGCCCAAGUCAUACACAGACGAGUGGGGUCCGAAGCACUGGCCUCCCUCCAGGUUCGGUCAUGUGAUGAAGCUGCGGCAGGCUGCUCUGAAGGCGGCGCGGGAAAGAUGGGCCGACUACAUACUGUUUGUGGACAGUGACAACCUCCUGACGAACCCUCAGACUCUGAACCUGUUGAUGGGGGAGAACCUCACCGUCGUGGCCCCCAUGAUGCAGUCCCGCUCUCUCUACUCCAACUUCUGGUGCGGCAUGACUCCUCAGGGCUAUUACAAGCGGACUCCAGACUACCAGCCCGUCCGGGAGUGGAAGCGCCUGGGCUGUUUCCCGGUUCCCAUGGUUCAUAGCACGUUCCUGAUAGAUCUGCGUCGCGAGGCCAGUAAAGCGCUGGCCUUUCAUCCGCCUCACCCGGACUACAGCUGGGCCUUUGAUGACAUCAUGGUGUUUGCCUUCUCCGCACGGCAGGCAGGUGUGCAGAUGUAUGUGUGUAACCGGGAGCACUAUGGCUUCCUCCCUGUCCCGCUCAAAGCCCAGCAGAACGUGGACGAUGAGAGGGAGAGCUUCAUCCAUACCAUCACCGAGGCUUUGAUUGAUUACGAUAUUGAGCCCUCAGAGUACCUCCGUGUCCCACCCUCGCAACCAGAUAAAAUAGGCUUUGAUGAAGUAUUUCUAAUAAACCUGAAGCGGAGGCUGGACAGACGGACCCGAAUGUUUAAAUCUAUGUCUGCACUCGGUCUGCACCCAACACUGACUGAGGCAGUGGAUGGAAAGGCUUUGAACUCGAGCCAGCUGCAGGCUCUGGGAAUAGAGAUGAUGCCCGGGUAUAAAGACCCGUACUCAGGCCGCGUGCUGACCAGGGGAGAAAUCGGCUGCUUCCUCAGUCACCACUCAAUAUGGAAGCAGGUGUUGGAGCGGGGACUCCAGAAGGUGCUUUUGUUGGAGGAUGACGUGAGGUUUGAACCCAGGUUCAAGAGGCGGCUUCAGGCCAUCAUGGAGGACACGGACAGAGCCCAGCUGGACUGGGACCUUAUUUAUGUGGGCCGUAAGCGCAUGCAGGUACAGCACCCGGAGAAGUCUGUUGAAGGUGUAAAUAAUCUAGUGGUGGCGGACUACUCUUACUGGACUCUCGGAUACGCACUGUCACAACAAGGAGCAAGAAAACUAUUAUCAGCUCAGCCAUUCACCAGGAUGCUGCCCGUGGACGAGUACCUGCCUGUCAUGUUCAACAAACACCCCAAUGUGGAAUACAUGUCUCACUUCGAGCCGCGGGACCUAAAGGCCUUCUCCGUGGAGCCGCUGCUGAUCUACCCCACUCACUACACAGGUGAGCCGGGUUACAUCAGCGACACCGAGACCUCCACCAUCUGGGACGACGAGAGCGUGGCCACGGACUGGGACAGACAGCAUGAAGCCCGAAAGACCGCUCAGCAAGGCAGCAUCCGAGCCGUGGCCCAGAACACGGUGACCGGAGACAGCCCUCCCCCUGCCGCCCGGGCCUCAAGAGACGAGCUGUGA